AUGUAUUCUUCCAUGGCAAACCCAACCCCUUCCAUAACCUUCAAUUCCAUCACCUCCAAGUACACCGUGAACUUCGCCGGAGCCGCCAUUGAAACCACGGUCACAGACAAGGCCACAACCAUUGAUGAAUGGGUCCAUGAAAUCCUAAACCUUCAUGGUGCCCAUCCCAUGGUGGUCGGUCUUGAUAUCGAAUGGAGGCCUCAUCAUAACAGUUGGAUGAGCAAUAAAUCAGCCACCCUUCAACUCUGCAUCGACAAGAAAUGUCUCAUUGUUCAGCUGUUUUAUGUGGAUUAUAUUCCAACUUCGCUCAAAAACUUUUUGUUGAACAAAAAUUUCACAUUUGUUGGAUUGGAAGUUGAAGAUGAUGUUAAGAAACUUAAGGAUGAGUAUGAUUUGGGAUGUGGGUCUAGUGCUGAUAUCAAGGCUCUGGCUAAGAUUCGUUGGCCAGGGAGGUUUAGGAGGCCUGGUUUGAAGGACUUGGCUCUGGAGGUGGCUGAUCUUCGAAUGUUGAAACCGAGACAUGUUACUAUGAGUAACUGGGAGAAUAGGGUUCUUACUGAAGGUCAGAUUGAGUAUGGUUGUAUUGAUGCUUAUGCAUCAUACAAAAUUGGUCACAUACUUCUCAUUCAGAAAUGAGAUUUCAUAUGGUCAUCUUUUGCUUUAACUAUGUACUGUACUUGCUUCAAAUGGGUUAUGUUUAUGCUGUUUAUGGUGUCUUUUUUUGGAUGGUUUGGAAAUGUUUUGUUAUGGUUCGGUUAUGGCUUGGUAUUUUGGAAUAUGUUAUGUUAAUUAAUGUAAGUUUAUUGUAAAACUUUA
This is a messenger RNA of Impatiens glandulifera, 816 nucleotides long. RefSeq names its product Werner Syndrome-like exonuclease. The record is from RefSeq and is a predicted model, not a curated record. Gene Ontology annotation, cellular component: nucleus; cytoplasm. NCBI's taxonomy places the organism in Eukaryota, Viridiplantae, Streptophyta, Magnoliopsida, Ericales, Balsaminaceae. Gene Ontology annotation, molecular function: 3'-5' exonuclease activity; nucleic acid binding. Bases 1 to 636 code for a protein of 211 amino acids. Gene Ontology annotation, biological process: nucleobase-containing compound metabolic process. The transcript has a single exon.